CAAAGAGGAGGCAGCCGCUCCAGGCCCGGUCCCUCGGCCACCUCCGGGAGGGCUGGAAGAAAAUAAUUUGCUGAGAUGUCAGCUGGGGAUUCUUCUAGAAAAACCUUGGAAAUGGAGUGCUUCCACACAAGAUUCAGUGCCUGGACACCUUUCAGCAACAAAUCAUUAAAUAGACAGCUCUUUCAGGAAAGAGUUGCUCUUAUAAGUCAUUGGUUUGACCUCUGGACCAGCAAACAACGUCAAGAAUUCUUAUUCACGAUUUUUUUACGAUGCACCAAAUCACAGUUAAGGUUUGUCCAAGACUGGUUUUCAGAAAGGACGCAAGUGGCCAAAGUGGAUUUCUCUACAGUGUUACCACGCUUCAUUUCUCUCUAUAUCUUUUCCUUUCUGAAUCCAAAAGAUUUGUGUGCAUCUGCACAAGUCAGCUGGCCCUGGAAGUUUCUAACUGAACAGGACUGCUUAUGGAUGCCUAAAUGCAUUAGGUUUGGGUGGUUUCUGCCCUAUACGCCAACAGAUAAUGAGUAUGGUGCUUGGAAGCAUCAUUACAUUGCUUGUGUGUCCAGCUUAGAUUGGCUAAUACCUAGGGAAGCCACUGCUAUCUAUGGGACCCUGAACGAACCCAAAACAGAAGAUGAGGAGCUGCAGGAGAGACAAAGAGAAAAGUGCUUAAGAAAAAUAAUUUGGGAGAAAAUUGCACUACGUAAGAAGGAGUUAUUCAAAGUUCGACCCCCUUGGGUGAGCGGAACAUGUUGCUCUAGAUUGUUAAAAUCCAAACCCCAGCCACGUCUCUCCCAGGCUCUGAGGGAUCGAGUGGGAUUACAUGAAGGUUUGGAGAAACAGCUUGUUUUGGCAUCCUUAGAAGCUUUGCCCAAGCGAAGCAAUGUUUCUGGAAGCCAUUCCUACCCUUUCUUAUUGAAGAAAACUUGGCAUGGAGUUCAUAAAAAUGAUAACAGUUCUUCAUAUGCUUCCCAGCUUCACUUCUUAUUAAUAUCAUCUCGGAUUCCUGCAUGCGAGAUGGUGGUGGACAGCAUUAAGGCAGGUAUCAUUUCUGUGGUGUACGAACAUAGCGGCUUAACCUUGGAGAGCCUGCUUUAUCUCAUAGAGAAAGCUCUGGAUGGACAGAAGGUACAGAGUAUGGGGAUAUUUAGUGAUGGAGACAGCAGAGAAAUCAAUUUACUCCAAGGUUAUAAAAUUGGUACUAAAAAUUUAUUGAGGCCUGAAGUGAGAGACUUCUGGGAGAAACUAGGAAGCUAUGUGGCCCCUGAAGAAGAAGGGGGUCACGUGGACCUCUUUGUACCACUUGGAGCAUCAGAGGCAGGAAUGGAAGUUCUUUCCCAGUUAUCUCAACUAACUGGCACAUUCUUUACUGCCCCCACUGGAAUUGCAACUGGCUCUUACCAACACAUUCUUAGUGAUUGGCUGGGAAGACCGUGGGAAAGGGCUCCCUGUUCCAUCUACUUCAGUGAGUCAAAGCUGCAGAUGUGGUCCAGUUUCACGGAUUGUCUGGAAGACACCUUGAAAUCAGUACGGAAACAGUUAAGUCCUCUCUUCAAGGAGUUGCAAAAGAACAUCAGUGCCAGGAUAAUAGGGCAGCUUACUUUUGACCACACGAGUAUGGCUAGCAUUCUGAAUAACCAAGAAAUUGCACAAGCUCUGGCAGAUGGAUUGAUGGAACUUACAAAAGAUAAUUCUGACAAACCUCUGGAGUUUUUGUCAGAUUUUCUGCUGAAGAAAUGUGGUAAAGGGAGCAAGGAUUUUGAAGAAAACGUUAUUCCGACAAAACGUGAUCCAAAGGCCGCACUCAGUUUACCUCCGCAGGAAAGAAAUGUUCUAGAAGACAACCCUCAGGACACAAAAUCAAGUCUCAGCAAAAACGAUCCAAAUUUGGAGAUGCUGGUUAAGCUGGAGAGAGAGUUCCAGAUGGACUCAGCUGAAAAGCGAUCGAGAGUUGUCGGGGAACUCUUAGAGAGCGAGAGAAAAUACGUGCAGAUGCUGGAAAUUGUGAGAGAUGUCUAUGUAACGCCCCUGAAAGCAGCGUUGUCAUCAAACAGAGCGAUUCUCAGUGCUGCAAGCAUCCACAUCAUUUUCUCUGAUAUUUUGCAGAUUUUAAGUCUCAACAGGCAGUUUCUAGACAACCUGAGAGACAGACUGCAGGAAUGGGGCCCAGCCCACUGCGUGGGAGAAAUAUUCCUCAAGUUUGGAAGCCGGUUGAACACAUACACCAAUUUCUUCAACAAUUACCCGGUUGUUCUGAGAACUAUGGAGAAGUGCAGAGAAAUGAUACCAGCAUUCCGAGCUUUCCUGAAGAGACAUGAUAAGACCAUUGUGACCAAAAUGCUGAGCCUCCCGGAGCUGCUUUUGUACCCAUCACGAAGAUUUGAAGAAUAUGUUAAUCUUCUCUACGCACUGAGGCUUCACACUCCCGCAGAACAUGCUGACCGUGGGGACGUGACCACUGCAAUUGACCGACUCAAAAAAUAUAAAAGUUAUAUAGAUCAGAUGAAGCAAAACAUCAGUAUGAAAGAUCAGCUGUCAGAAAUACAGAGAAUCGUCUGGGGAUGCCCGACUCUAUCAGAAGAAAACAGAUAUCUGAUUAGGGUCCAAGAUGUAGCCCAACUUCACUGCUGUGAUGAGGCAGUAAGUUUCUCUUUAAGGCUCUACGAACACACCCGUGACCUCAGUCUUUUCCUCUUCAACGAUGCACUGCUUGUUUCUAGUCGGGGCACAUCUCAUACUCCAUUUGAGAGGACUUCAAAAUCAACCUACCAGUUCAUUGCAUCAGUGGCCCUUCAUAGGUUACUUGUAGAGGAUAUUCCAGAUUCCAAAUAUAUCAAGAAUGCAUUUAUUCUUCAUGGUCCAAAACGUGAAUGGAUUUGUGCUACAGAGGUUGAGGAUGAUAAAUUCCUAUGGUUGUCAGUACUCCAAAGUGCAAUCAAAAGUAGUAUGGAGAAGUGAGAAAACAUUAUGGGCGCUUAUUCUCCCUGGCAAAGACAAUGUAUUUUCUGUUCCAGAAGAUCCGUAGGAAGCAGAAUGAUGAUUUGUCAUGGAUGAUGGGAGAAUGAACUAGGACGACCCAUAAAGUCCCUCCUAACUUUUAAGCUUUAUCGUCUGUGUUCAACUAUGUGAAGAAAUGUAAAGUACGAACAAAUUGAGUCCAAAAUUUUGAAGCACUUCUUUUGGUAGUUAUUUUUCACAGACACUAUUGUUUAGAUUAAUUUGACAGAACAAGGAUAAUUGUGUAUUUAAAGUUUUGUUUUAUGAUCUAA
Molecule: messenger RNA, 3266 nt
Organism: Leptonychotes weddellii (Weddell seal)
Lineage: Eukaryota; Metazoa; Chordata; Mammalia; Carnivora; Phocidae
Gene: ECT2L
Product: epithelial cell transforming 2 like
Molecular function (GO): guanyl-nucleotide exchange factor activity; protein binding
Source: RefSeq, a predicted model, not a curated record